AUGAAAAGAGGAGCACGCUGUUUGCCUGAUCGGCCUUUUGGAUCCUUGGCCUGUGACCUCUUCUCUUUUGCACAACCUGUCCAUCCUUCAGCAUCAAUGGCUGGACGUCCAGGAGCAAACACACGGCCCAACAGCGGAGCGACCAAUAAAAUCUGCCAGUUCAAGCUAGUGCUGCUGGGAGAGUCCUCCGUGGGGAAGUCCAGUCUGGUCCUUCGCUUCGUCAAGGGGCAGUUUCAUGAAUUUCAAGAAGCAACAAUUGGAGCGGCGUUUCUGACUCAGACGGUCUGUUUGGACGACACUACGGUGAAGUUUGAAAUAUGGGACACGGCCGGACAAGAGCGAUACCACAGUCUGGCUCCAAUGUACUACAGAGGAGCACAGGCGGCCAUUGUGGUCUUCGACAUCACCAGCGCCGAGUCUUUUACCCGGGCUAAAACCUGGGUGAUGGAGCUGCAGAGACAAGCCAGUCCCAACAUUGUGAUCGCUCUGGCUGGGAACAAAGCCGACAUGGCCAACAAGAGAAUCGUGGUUAAUCAGGAGGCUCAGGAGUAUGCAGAUGAUAACAGACUUCUCUUCAUGGAAACUUCAGCCAAAACUGCCAUGAAUGUCAACGAAAUCUUCAUGGCCAUCGCUAAAAAACUGCCCAAGGGCGACCCACAGGCGGGAGCAGGACCAGCGGGCAGGACCAGGACCGGGGUGGACCUCCAGCAGCAGACCCCCCCAAGUCGGAGCUGCUGCGGCGGCGGGAACUAA
Messenger RNA from Knipowitschia caucasica, 753 nucleotides. Lineage: Eukaryota; Metazoa; Chordata; Actinopteri; Gobiiformes; Gobiidae. The record is from the annotation of a GenBank genome assembly.